Messenger RNA from Leptinotarsa decemlineata (Colorado potato beetle), 560 nucleotides. RefSeq names its product leishmanolysin-like peptidase. The record is from RefSeq and is a predicted model, not a curated record. Lineage: Eukaryota; Metazoa; Arthropoda; Insecta; Coleoptera; Chrysomelidae.
AUGACUGAAACAUUCGUACGACACUCCUUAUAUGAGCACAACCUUCUCCAGUCAAAUCCGAGAAAAUGCAGCGCCACUCAGGUGUUUGUCAAAGACGGCUGGACAUACUGUAUCGAUACCUGCAAUGAAAAAACGAUGUGCGGUGAAGUCGAAGUACCAGAAGAUCAUCUGGACGCUUGUAGGACGUGCAAUUCUACAGGUCAGAACUGCAGGAUUGUGGAAGGUUCGAAAAGAGGCAAAGGCAUUCCAGAUUUCGACUUCGUUUUCUAUGUUUCCGCUAUGCAGACCGAGAGGUGCAAUAAAUCGCUGACUGUCGCAUAUGCCGCCCACUGUCAACAAGAAUCCGCUUUGGAUAGACCGAUCGCAGGACACGCAAAUUUGUGUCCGAACAGCAUCACCACAAAACGUCAAGAAUUGGAAAUACUUCUGUCGACAGUCAAACACGAAAUUCUUCACGCUCUUGGGUUUUCAGUGAGCUUAUACGCAUUUUAUCGUGAUCACAAAGGAAGUCCGCUAACCGAAAGAAGUCUGGAAACUGGCAAGCCGCAUUUAAAUGAAAC